This is a messenger RNA of Colius striatus (speckled mousebird), 2245 nucleotides long. RefSeq names its product phosphatidylinositol glycan anchor biosynthesis class V (gene PIGV). The record is from RefSeq and is a predicted model, not a curated record. Gene Ontology annotation, biological process: GPI anchor biosynthetic process. Bases 144 to 1700 code for a protein of 518 amino acids. The transcript has 4 exons. Gene Ontology annotation, molecular function: alpha-1,6-mannosyltransferase activity; GPI mannosyltransferase activity. Gene Ontology annotation, cellular component: mannosyltransferase complex; endoplasmic reticulum membrane. NCBI's taxonomy places the organism in Eukaryota, Metazoa, Chordata, Aves, Coliiformes, Coliidae.
AGCAAGAGGAGAAUGUGAGCAAAACCCCCAGAACUGCUGUAUGUGGCUAAAUAAGAAGCAUUAAUCCUGGGGCUGGGGACUGGAACUGUUUCCAAAAACAGAGGGAGAAUUUCCCAGCUCCUGAGGCAGCUUCCAAGCUCAGGAUGGAGCUGGUGAGCUGGCAGGACCCCCAGCUCCGAGAGGUCGUGUGGUUCGCGGUGUGCUGCAGAGCCCUGGCACUUCUGCUGCAGGCCCUGUUUAACCUCCUGCUCCCAGACCACGCCGCAGACGCCUUCUCCCCGCCGCGCCUGCCGGAGCCGGGGGGCUGCGACGCGCUGCUGGAGCGGCUGCUGGGGGGCCUGUCGCGCUGGGACGCCGAGCACUUCCUCUUCAUCGCCGAGCACGGCUACCUGUACGAGCACAGCUGCGCCUUCCUGCCGCUGUACCCGCUGAGCCUGCGCGCCCUGGCGCACGGGCCCCUGCGCCCGCUGGCACCCUGGCUGCGCCCGCGGAGCCGCCUCCUGCUCUCGGCCGCGCUGCUCAACUGGCUGCUGGCGCCGCUGGCGGCCGCUGCCCUGUACCGGCUGGGCCGCGCCGUGCUGAGCUGCCGCAGGCUGCCUUUCCUCGCCGCACUCCUCUUCUCCGUCAGCCCUGCCGGUGUGUUUCUGGCGGCCGCUUACUCGGAGAGCGUCUUUGCCUUCCUGGCCUUCGGCGCCAUGUGGCAGCUGGAGCAGGGGCAGGGCUGGCUCAGCGGGCUGCUCUUCUCGCUGGCCGCCGGGGCGCGUGCCAACGGGCUGGUUAACGCCGGCUUCUUCCUCUACUCCCGCGCCAGACGCCUGGCCCUGCGGCUCCAGGCGGGUCCGGGCGCAGCGGAGGAUCUCCCUCCGUUGUGGCAGCAGCUCCUCAGCCUGACAUCCUCAGCGGUUCUGCUGUGUGCAGGGAUUGCUCUGCCUUUUGCUUUGUUUCAGUACUAUGCCUACGUGAGGUUCUGUGGCCCCGGCUGGGGCCCGGAGCAGCCCGUUCCCAGCCCGCUGCUGCAGCUGGCUCUGGACAAGGGCUAUCGUCUGGCGGCCGUGGAUGGGGUCAAACCCCCGUGGUGCUCCCAGCCCUUCCCUGUGGUCUAUUCCUAUGUUCAAGACUCCUACUGGAAUGUGGGCUUUCUGAGGUAUUUUGAGCUGAAGCAGAUACCAAAUUUCCUGCUCGCUUUGCCUGUCACGCUCCUGGGCUCGUGGGCCGCCUGGACCUACGCCGUCGCAGACCCCCGGCACUGCCUCACUCUUGGUCUGGAGAGAAGAAAGAGCGAAGAAGAGAGUAAACCAAGAGCUGGCUUUUGCUGCCCUGCUGCCUUUGUGUACGUGGUCCAUGCCACAGCCCUGCUGCUGUUUGGAUUCUUCUGCAUGCACGUGCAGGUGCUGACCCGGUUCCUCGGCUCCUCCUCUCCUGUCCUGUACUGGUUCUCUGCUCACCUGCUGCAAGAACACGAACCUUUACUCAGGACCGAAGGGACUGAUGAUGAAACCACAGCAUCUCCUUCCAAGGACGAGUCUCUUCGAGGUGAAUCUGCUGCUCCCUGUGGGAAGAGGACUUGUGAGAACCCUGUGUGGAUGCUGCUGAGGAACUGGAGGUCCAUUACCCCCCUCAGCAAAUGCGUGCUGGGAUUCUUCCUGUCCUACUGGCUGCUGGGACUCAUUCUGCACUGCAACUUCUUGCCGUGGACAUAGGGGAGGGACGUAGGGUAGGGCCCAUGUUGGUGCGGGCGGGUCACGGGGCAGAACUGGAACUCGCGUUUCCUAACAGGCUGGACGUGUGUGAGCCGCUGCUGCCUGACAAAGGCGUUUCUGCCCCGUUCCUGCGUCCCUGCCGGGCUGAGCAUGUGCUCGGUGCCGCGGUGCUGCACCAUCCAGCCCUUCAACACCACGGAAAGGUGCCCGGGACGAUGCAGGGAGCCUGUCCUGCCGCUCCCGGGGGGAUGCUCUGACACGGGCACCCGCCUCUGUCCGCUCGCUACGCGUCGGGAAAGCCCCGGAGCUUGCCGAGGGGGCGAAGAGGUGGGGAGGGGGCGAAUGGUCCCGACUGCUCCGGCGCGAACGGCGGCGGCUUGGGGACACCCCCCGGCACCGGUCACCGCGCGCGGCUCGGCGGGGGCGGGGCUUUGCGGAGGGGCGUGGCCUGGAUGAGGGUCGGGAUUGGACGCGUCUGUGAAUGGGGCGUGGCUUAUGAGAAAAGGGCGUGGCCUGUGAAUGGCGCGUUCGUGUCUCUCAUUGUC